AUGUUCACCAUAAUUUUAAGAGAGCCGUCAUGGACACUUCAACUAGGGAGGAGGGACUCCACCAUGGCUAGCGUGACACUGGCCAACGAUGACCUGCCUCCGCCGUCCUUGGACGUCGCCGGCCUCAGCAGCAGAUUCGCCAUCAAGGGGUUCAGCUUGACCGAUAUGGUCGCCCUCUCUGGGGCACACACGGUUGGGAGGGCGCAGUGCAAGAACUUCAGGAAUAGGCUCUACAACGAGGCCAACAUCGACCCGAACUAUGCGACGAAGCUCAAGGCCAACUGUCCCCAGCCAACCGGCUCUGGCGACAGGAACUUGGCCCAGCUGGAUGACACGACGACAACCAUGAACGCGGACUCGUUCGACAACAACUACUUCCUGAACCUCCAGCUCAACAAGGGGCUCCUGCACUCCGACCAGGUGCUCUACACCAUUGGCGCCGGUGGUGCCACUGAGAACAUCGUCGACAGCUUCGCGGCUAACCCGGAGACGUUCAGGAACGCCUUCGCCUCGGCCAUGGUGAAGAUGGGGAACCUCAGCCCAUUGACUGGCUCCCAGGGAAUGGUCAGACGCACCCGCUCCAGCGGACGCAGAUUUUUAGAGCUUGGGCUCCGCCGCCACUGUGCUGCUUCGGCCGCCUCCAUGCCUGACGCCGCUCCCGCGCUGCUCGCCGCCCCGCAACUCCCCGCCGCUUCGGCCGUGCCCGCCGGAGCCUGUCUGCGCGUGCCAGAUGGCCGCGCCCACAAGGGCCACCGCCGCCCGGGGCCUCCCCCUGCUCCCCUCCCCCGGUCUCUACUGGGCGAGGCCACCGGCGCCUUGUGCCCGCGCGAGCCCAGCCGGCCCUUCUGUUGA
This is a messenger RNA of Triticum urartu, 852 nucleotides long. The record is from RefSeq and is a predicted model, not a curated record. NCBI's taxonomy places the organism in Eukaryota, Viridiplantae, Streptophyta, Magnoliopsida, Poales, Poaceae.